Messenger RNA from Bipolaris oryzae ATCC 44560, 756 nucleotides. RefSeq lists its product as uncharacterized. The record is from RefSeq and is a predicted model, not a curated record. The transcript is spliced from 3 exons. Bases 1 to 756 code for a protein of 251 amino acids. Lineage: Eukaryota; Fungi; Ascomycota; Dothideomycetes; Pleosporales; Pleosporaceae.
AUGGGUGCUAGAGAGGGGGAGGAGGGGGAGGGGUCCAUGGUGGUACUGGUGGGAGGAGAGUGUUUGGGGGGGUUGUUCCAAGACUGGGAAUGUUUGGGUGGAGAAGAGAGGGAUAUGGACUGGUGGUCGGAUAUAGUUGCUUGUAAAUUGUUGAAGGUGAAGCGGAUCGGCGUGCAGGAAGUCGGGUUUGGUGGUGGUGGUGAUGCUCGUUGUGCUGGGUGUGGGCCGUUGCAAGACGUGGGGGUGUAUGUAAUGGUGUACAGUACUAUACGCCCGCUUGAACAAGUCUAUGCCAACCAACACGUACUUGCCGCACGUAUCGUCGACUCAGUAUAUGUAGGUGGCCUGGGGCAGCCGCCCGCGAUACAAUGCCUCAGCCAAGGCAUCCAUCUCUCGACAUGGGCUGUCACUUGCAGGCCAAGUCGAACCAUUCUCAUGGCCCUCGAAAAGCUUGUGUUCUCGUAUACAUGGACAGUUGCACAAUACAACGGACAGGACAUUCGGGCCAGAAGCGUCGGAGCUGAUGGGAGUCCAAGGGCUGGUGGUUAUGCGUCGGCAGUUGGGGCUUGUCCGCUUGGCCGAUCCAGGGGCGCCACAUCGAGCCGCCAGGCUCUAACGCUGUGUGUUUUAGCUGGUGGCCCCCAAACGCCUCUCAAACGUCCCCCCUUCAGCCUUUUCCCAUGCCAAAGACGAAGAUUCAUGGCCGCCUGGGUUUCAGACGUCGAAUCCGUCCAUAGUCGCCCUCCAAUUGGCUAG